UAUAUAACCAUUUCAUUAAUUGUGGUAUAUAUAUUAAAUUUAUAUAAAAAAUUUAAUUAUAAUAAAAAUAAUAAAAUAUAAAAAUUUUAAAAAAUAUAGAAAUAAAAAUACUAAAAUGCAUUAAACUUUACUGAUGUAUCUAUAAGUUUCAAAAAAGAAAAAGAGAAAAAGAGAUGAGUUGGAUUUCCAAAGAUUGAACAAUAUCUUAAGCAUUUAUAGAGCCGUUGGUCAUCACCGUAAAAUUACCCUUUUGUCAUCUUGCUUCUCGUUUGCCACACGCACACUUCUUUAUACCUGCUUUAAUUCAAAUUUCUGACACACACUCUCUCUCUCUCUGUUUCUCUGUAUCGUCUUUCAAAAAGCUUUCUCAAGUGUCAAAACACUUCACAAAAUAGUUUCUCUCAUGGAAUCAUCUAAAAUGGGUAUUUGUUUCUCCUACAAACACAACCUGCACCAGAAGCUAAUUGGUUAAGCGUGUUUCACAUUUCUUCCGCAAUCGUACACCAACGAGAUUGUUCAAAGAAAAACUCUCCAGCAUACUCACCUUGGUGUUCUUGAUAAAAUGCCAAGAUCGAGGGGUUCAGAAAUGCCUCAGAGGCUGGUGUCUCGAGGUUCACAUCCACUUAGGACAUCUAGCUCUGAUUCAGAUCCACUGCAUCACCGAUCAAUUACUGACAGAAGUCUCAAGCUGGGAGAUCGUCGCUCUCCACGUGGUUCCCAUCCUGACUCGCUAAAUCAAAAGAAACUCGGCACCCGUAUUGCAGAUUUAGAAUCUCAACUUGGUCAAGCACAAGAAGAGCUGAAGAUUCUGAAAGAUCAGCUGGCGUCUGCUGAAGCUGCAAAAAAGGAAGCUCAAAAAGAAUUGGAGAAGAAAGCAAACAAACCAACUUUUGUGGAGCGUGAGGAAAUUCAGGAGAAACAUCCUCCACAGCAUAUUCAGGAAGUCAGAAAGGUAGACAGCAAUGUUGCAGAUGAUGUAUCCGAUGACAACCAGCAGGAAGCUGAUGUUUUUGAGGUUCAAGUGGAGAAAGAGAGUGUUGAAGCCAAGGUUGAAAUUGACCAGGUUGAUGGAGACAAAUGCACAAGUCAAAUAGUAACUGAACCAGUUGCAAAUUCAGAGGCAGAAAAGCUGUUAUUCAAUGACUUGGCUUUAAAGGAUGAAGAAAUAAGCAAGAUUAAAGGUCAGUUAGAAGAGAAAGAAAACAAACUACAAGUGUUUGUUAAAGAGAAUCAAGAUUUGAAGAAUCUACUGUAUGAAGCAACUUCGAAAAUUUCAUCUGCAAGAGUGAAAGAAGAGGAAAAUUCCAUAAGGUUGAGCAAACUGGGAGAAGAGCUGGAAGAAAGCCAAGCAAAUGCAGCUCAGUUAAAGAGCGAGCUGGAGAAGCUUGAAGCUGCAGAGAGAGCUAAGGAAAUCUUGGAAGCAGAGAUAAAGAAGAUGAGAGUGCAGACGGAGCAGUGGAGAAAAGCAGCAGAUGCCGCAGCAGCCGUGCUUGCUGGGGCUGUGGAAAUGAAUGGCAGGAUAACUGAGAGGUGUGGCUCCAUGGACAAGCACUUUGGCGGGGUAUUCGAAACACCAGAUGUUCGAUACAGCACUGCUUUUGCAGGAUCACCUGGAAUGGCUGAUGAUUUGGAUGAUAGUUUUGGAAAUGCAAAAAGGAAGGGCUCUGGUAUUAAAAAGCUUGGAGACUUGUGGAGAAAGAAGGGCCAGAAAUAAGACAACUUUUGGUGAGAUUGAUGUUCAUUUCUCCUGUUUAUUUUGAUGGUAUUAAAAUGGUUGCUUACCAUUUCACUUGUCUGCACCUAUGUGCACUUCUGUUGAAGUUAAAAGAUGACAUAUACCUUCUUGGAAGGAAAUUGUCUCUGCAAUUUAGAAUGCUAACAUGUGGUUAAUCAUUAAUACUAGGCAAAGCACAUUACUUCGCCUCGCAGAAUUAUUCAGUUUUAUUCUAUUAACUUUUUGAA
Ricinus communis (castor bean) is the source of this 1962-nucleotide messenger RNA. RefSeq names its product interactor of constitutive active ROPs 4. The transcript has 3 exons. Lineage: Eukaryota; Viridiplantae; Streptophyta; Magnoliopsida; Malpighiales; Euphorbiaceae. The record is from RefSeq and is a predicted model, not a curated record. The coding region runs from base 563 to 1714 and encodes 383 amino acids.